CUCUUCAUCUCGUCACUCCCCCCGGUGACCAUGUAUUAAUACAGUACAAGUACAUACAAGAAUCAAGCUCGCCUGCCACACUGCAAAUCGAGAAAUUUCAUAUUCGCCAGCUCUCCCUCGAAGUUCACGCGCCGCUGACUUCCCCUGCACCCAAAACGAACAGAAUUGAAUCGUUCCUGCCUACCAGCAACGCAACGAUCGAGCGAGAAGCUACCAGCACUACGCACAGAGACGUGCACGGUGCGGCUGUAAAAUCUGUUUUCGAAUGGGCAUGGCGGCGGCCGGCGGUGGGCGGCUUGGGAGGCCGCUGUCGCGGGGCGGCAGCAACAAGCAGACGCCGCGGACCAUCAACAGCAUCAGGAUCGCCCUGUUCGCCGCCUUCAUCACCCUGCUCGUCCUCCGCGGCACCAUCGGCGUCAACCGCCUCGCCCACAGCGGCGUCGCCGUCGCUGGCUCCUACGGCGCAGCGGCUGACGCCCGGGUUGUCGAGGACAUCGAGCGCGUCCUCCGCGAGAUUCGCUCUGACUCCGGCCCCGACGACGAUGAUGCAGCGUUCAGCUCGGCCACGCAGUACUACGACCACGGCAACGCCUGGUCGACGACGAACUACAGGCUCGGCCCCAGGGUCACGCGCUGGAACGCCAAGCGCCGGCAGUGGCUGUACCGGAACCCGGGCUUCCCGUCCCGCGACGCGCGCGGCAACCCGCGGGUCCUGCUCGUCACCGGCUCGCCGCCGGGACCCUGCGACAGACCCAUCGGCGACCACUACCUGCUCAAGGCCACCAAGAACAAGAUCGACUACUGCCGCCUCCACGGCAUCGAGAUCGUGCACAACAUGGCGCACCUCGACACGGAGCUCGCGGGCCACUGGUCCAAGCUCCCGCUGCUGCGGCGGCUCAUGCUGGCGCACCCGGAGGUGGAGUGGGUCUGGUGGAUGGACAGCGACGCGCUCUUCACCGACAUGGGAUUCGAGCUCCCGCUCGAGCGCUACAUGGUGAGCAACCUCGUCAUCCAUGGCCACCAGGACCUCCUCUUCAAGACGCGCUCCUGGGUCGCCAUCAACACCGGCAGCUUCCUUCUCCGCAACUGCCAGUGGUCGCUGGAGCUGCUCGAUGCCUGGGCCAUAAUGGGGCCGAAAGGCCGCGUCCGCGAGGAGGCAGGGAGGCUGCUGACGGCGAGCCUGAAAGGCCGGCCGGCGUUCGAGGCCGACGACCAGUCGGCGCUCAUCCAUCUCCUCCUCACUGAGAAAGACACAUGGAUGGAGAAGGUGUACCUCGAGAACGAGUACUACCUGCACGGCUUCUGGGCGGGGCUGGUGGACAACUACGAGCAAGUGAUGGCGAAGCACCACCCCGGGUACGGCGACGACCGGUGGCCGUUCGUCACGCACUUCGUCGGGUGCAAGCCGUGUGGCGGCAGGUCCAGGGACUACGCGCUGGGCCGGUGCGUCAAGGGCAUGGAGCGCGCCUUCAACUUCGCCGACAACCAGGUGCUCCAGCUCUACGGCUUCCUGCACCAGUCGCUGGCGAGCGCCGAGGUCAAGCGCGUCGCCAACCGGUCUGCUAACCCGCUUGAGGCCAAGGAGGCAGCUCUCGCUUUCUUGAGAAAACCCAAGGCGCCGGCUAUCAAGAGCCAAGAUGUACGCAAAAAUCGAAAGCGCUUAGUAAAGAGAGAAUCUGUUCUUGCAAGAAUCCUGAGGAGACUGGGAGGGCGAUUCGGGUUUUGAUCAGUUCUGUGUUUUGAUUGUUCUAAUGUUUCAGUUAGGA
Molecule: messenger RNA, 1766 nt
Organism: Phragmites australis (common reed)
Lineage: Eukaryota; Viridiplantae; Streptophyta; Magnoliopsida; Poales; Poaceae
Product: probable glycosyltransferase 3
Exons: 1
Coding region: 266-1726 (486 amino acids)
Biological process (GO): xyloglucan biosynthetic process
Cellular component (GO): trans-Golgi network; membrane; endosome
Molecular function (GO): hexosyltransferase activity
Source: RefSeq, a predicted model, not a curated record